AUGUUAAGAUUAUUUUGUCAAUUAACUAAUUCAACUAUUUAUGAGGAUUUAUAUGUAUUUUACUCAUCGUCAUACAUAACGACAACAGUACAAUCACAUCAGUUAUUUAAUGCACAAACAGAGGCAAAUAUUAAUUUAUUUAUAAAAACAACGACAAAUACAUUUUUACGGUCAUUACAAAUGAUACGUAAUACAACACAUGGAGAUCAACUUUUAUCAUCACCAUUAACUGGCUUUGGACUAAUUGGCCUUAACGAUGGUUCAGGUGUUAUGAGAUUCGAUGGGUUGGAUUAUGGUGAUUGUUCAUGCCACAAUACACCACUAUGUAAAAAACAAUCAAGUAUCUAUAAUGGUAAUGGUUCAGAAAUUCUAUUUAAUAUAACAGGAUGGUAUGUAGGCUACUAUGUAACUGAAUCUCUUCGACCGUCUACACUAGAAAGUUUUUAUAAUCAAACGAGUUUCAAUCAAUUAUUAUAUCAUCUUAAUUCAGAAAUAAAUAUUACAAUACUCAACUCCACAAUCGAUAGUCAAUAUCAACCAAAUGCAGCAAUUGGUGAUAUACUCAAUCAAUUAAUGGUUGAGAAAUGGGACUAUUCAUUUUCCUUUGAAAGCUAUUAUCAACAAUGUCAACCAAAACAAUGUCAGUAUACAUAUGUUGGAAAGUUUUCUGCCAUCUAUAUUGUGACCACAUCAAUGAGUAUUUUUGGUGGUCUUGUUAAAGUAGGCAAAAUAAUUGUACCACUAUUGAUAAAAUUAUUAAGAAAUCAUAUCAUACCAAAGUUUAUGAAGAAGCGAAUUAUGUCAAUUCAAAAUACAUGA
Didymodactylos carnosus is the source of this 819-nucleotide messenger RNA. The record is from the annotation of a GenBank genome assembly. NCBI's taxonomy places the organism in Eukaryota, Metazoa, Rotifera, Eurotatoria, Philodinida, Philodinidae.